AUGUUCUACACACAUGUGCUUAUGAGUAAGCGAGGGCCAUUGGCCAAAAUCUGGCUUGCAGCUCACUGGGAGAAGAAACUCACAAAGACUCAUGUAUUUGAAUGCAAUCUAGAGAUAACCAUUGAAAGAAUUAUUUCACCUAAGGCGAAAAUUGCACUUCGAACUUCAGGACACCUUCUUUUGGGAGUUGUGCGAAUCUAUAAUAGGAAGGCAAAAUAUCUUUUGGCAGAUUGCAACGAAGCAUUGCUCAAAAUGAAGAUGACAUUUUGCCCAGGGCUGGUUGACCUUCCAAAAGAGAAUUUUGAAGCUGCUUACAAUGCUAUCACAUUGCCAGAAGAGUUUCAUGAUUUUGACACCCACAAUGUGAAUGCUAUUGAUGUUUCAGAACACGUUACUCAGAACCAAAGCAGACCAGAAGAAAUCACACUUAGAGAAUAUUACAAUAAUGAUCUACUGUUCCAAGCUGGGAGCUUUGGGGAGGAAUCUGAAAUUCUCAGAAGACAUAGCUUUUUUGAUGACAACAUAUUGCUGGAUUCCAGUGGUCCUUUAGUUGAACAUAGUUCCGAAAGCCUCAUUGGAGAAAAAUCUCUAUUCUAUGACAGUGGAGAUGGAUUUGGAGAUGAAGGGGCUGCAGUAGAGAUGAUUGACAAUCUAUUGCAAGAUGACCAAAAUAUCCUGUUAGAAGACAUGCAUUUGAACAGAGAAAUUUCCCUGCCUCCUGAGCCUCCUGAUACUAUAGUGGUAGAACCAGAUAAUUCAGAGUGUAUAUGUCUACCUGAAAAUGAAAAAAUGGAUGAAAUCACAUUAUCAAAUGAAGAACAUGGAUUUACCCUUGACCCAAUUGAUGUUUCAGACCUUGCUGAGAAAAGAAAAGGCAAAAAGAGGAAAUUGCUCAUAGAUCCAGUCAAGGAGAUCAGUAGCAAAAUUAUGCAUAAACAGCUUACUUCCUUUACGGACACACUCAUGGUUUUGGAACUUGCACCUCCUACCCGAAGAUUGAUGAUGUGGAAGAAGAAGGGAGGAGUGGACAUGCUUCUGUCAAGUCCUGCCCAGGAUAUGACUCAUGCGGAACUGAAAAUGUUGUUUACAAAGUGCUUUCUGUCCUCUGGCUUUAAACUUGGAAGGAAAUUGAUACAGAAGGAAUCAGUAAGGGAAGAAGUGGGAAAUGAAAACAUAAUAGAGACCUCCGUGAUGGAAGAGCCAAAUUCCCGGCAAGACUUAAGUCAACCCAAAACUUGGAAGGAUGUGAUCAAUGGACCUAAGUGUAGCUCUCAUGAGGAUACCAAUAAAAAUAUUAAUUCUGAGGAGGAUAUUGUUGAAGUGGUAUCUUCAGCUACUGAGGAAUCUUCCUUAACGAAUGCCAUCUUAGCACAAGAAAUUGAAAAUAGUCCAGUUGAAUUGGAGUCAUUGGGGAAUCAACAAAAUUUUGAGGCAGAGAGGUGGAAUGGAAGAAUUCUUAAGAUGUUAAAUAGCUUGCGGGAAUCCAACAAGAUGGGAAUGCAGUACUUUAGUCUGAUGAAGCUCUGCAGACACAGUGACCGAAAACAAGCUGCUGCCAAAUUUUAUAGCUUUCUUGUCCUAAAAAAACAGCGGGCUAUUGAGCUGAGCCAGAGUGCUCCCUAUGCAGAUAUCAUAGCUACAGUGGGACCAAUGUUCCAUAAAAUGUGA
Molecule: messenger RNA, 1668 nt
Organism: Lynx canadensis (Canada lynx)
Lineage: Eukaryota; Metazoa; Chordata; Mammalia; Carnivora; Felidae
Gene: RAD21L1
Product: RAD21 cohesin complex component like 1
Exons: 13
Coding region: 1-1668 (555 amino acids)
Biological process (GO): mitotic sister chromatid cohesion; synaptonemal complex assembly; replication-born double-strand break repair via sister chromatid exchange
Cellular component (GO): synaptonemal complex; cohesin complex
Molecular function (GO): chromatin binding; protein binding
Source: RefSeq, a predicted model, not a curated record